Messenger RNA from Arachis stenosperma, 525 nucleotides. RefSeq names its product protein C2-DOMAIN ABA-RELATED 7-like. Lineage: Eukaryota; Viridiplantae; Streptophyta; Magnoliopsida; Fabales; Fabaceae. The transcript is spliced from 3 exons. The record is from RefSeq and is a predicted model, not a curated record. Bases 1 to 525 code for a protein of 174 amino acids.
AUGAUGGACCAAAUCUAUGGUGUUCUCAAACUUAGGAUUCAGAGAGGCAUUAAUCUCGCAAUUCGCGAUUUGCGUUCUAGUGAUCCUUAUGUUGUUGUCAGCAUGGGUACUCAGAAACUGAAAACUAAGACCAUACAUAAAGAUCUCAAUCCUGAGUGGAAUGAAGAAUUGACCCUUAUAGUUGACGAUAUUAAAACUCCAAUACAUCUGAAAGUUUUCGACAAAGACAUGUUCUCAGCAGAUGAUGAAAUGGGUGAAGCAGUUAUAGAUAUAAGGCCAUCUGUUAAGUGCUGGAACAAAGGAUUGGAAAAACUCCCAGAUGGUUGUGUAGUGAAAAGAAUUCAGCCAAAUGAAAAUAACUAUCUUGCAGAAGAGAGUACCUGUAUUUGGCACAAUGGGACUAUAAUCCAACGUAUGCUCUUAAAAUUGAGAAAUGUUGAGUGUGGUGAAUUACUCUGUGAACUUGAAUGGGUUAGUGUACUAGGUUCUAUGGGCUUAUUAGAGCUACAACAAUUACAUGCUUAA